AUGGAAUAUUAUUACUGUCCACGUUUGCUAAAGUUCCUGCAAUAUUUGUGGGACCAGCUGAAGCAGUGCUUCUCCAGGCAGCCCCCGGACGCCAAGGACACGGACACGCUGGUGCGGGAGCCCGACAGCCGGUACGGCACGUGGAGCCAGCGGCACCGCGGGGACAGCUUUGUGCCCGAAUCCCCUUCCUCAGAGAACGAUGUCAUUUCAACAAGAAAGCAGCCCCCAAACAGCCACCCCUCCUCCCUGUCCUCGCAAACGGAACCUGCCUCCCUGGCUGAUCACCAUGACUUCUCCAAAGACCAAAGGAGCACAAGUUUGGACCGUUCCAGCACUGACAUGGACUCUACUGAUGGGACUGAUUUACCUCCCCCAGGAGACUCAUACCCCGAUGAAAAGGCCACUGAUUUCUCCUUCAUUGAUCACACGGCUGUGCUGGACUCCAGCGCGCUGAAGACCCGAGUGCAGCUCAGCAAGAAGCGGCGCCGCCGGGCCCCGGUUUCCCACUCGCUGCGGAGAAGCAGAGGGCUGGAGUUUGAAAGCAGGUUUUCUUUGACUGAAGAGCCAGAUAAUGCCUGGAUGUUUAAAGAUUCCACAGAGGAGAAGAAAACUAUGCAACAGGAGGAUUCUGAUGAGGAAGGAAAGACACAGCAAACUGUGAGGUCACCUGCUGCCCAAGCUCAGAGGCUACCUGUGUUCCCAGGAAUGGACCACUCUGUUCUCAAGGCCCAACUGCGGAAAAGACAGGAGUCUGAGAGUGCUGGUGAUGCAGGUUCUGCUCAGCUGUUCAAAUCCCCAAAAGCUCAGCUGCAGCUGGGAGCUGCUGGUGGCAGAGUGCUGCCCUCCAGCGUGGAGAGGGAGGAGAGGUCAGAAGAAAAGUCUCCUCAGUGGCUGAAGGAGCUGAAGUCAAAGAAGAGACAGAGCCAUUAUGAGAAUCAGCUUUGAAAAGAUAGUGUUUCUAACUAGAAGAAGAGAGAGAAGUUUAACAGAAGCCUUAACUCACCUGAACCUACAAUUUACAUGUCAUGUUGCUGCUGUUUGCUUCCUGCCUCAACUGCUAUGUGCAUGGUGCCUUCCUGUUGUGUGGAGAAAGCUGCUUCCUAUUCAUAGUCAAAUACAAAGCUGGAUCUUCUCAGCUGUGGGAGGACAGUCACUUUAGACCUCCC
Messenger RNA from Chaetura pelagica (chimney swift), 1166 nucleotides. RefSeq names its product KIAA1671 ortholog. The record is from RefSeq and is a predicted model, not a curated record. The transcript has 8 exons. Bases 1 to 945 code for a protein of 314 amino acids. NCBI's taxonomy places the organism in Eukaryota, Metazoa, Chordata, Aves, Apodiformes, Apodidae.